AUUCCAUUGGAGUCAAUGUACACAAACUUCGUUGUUGUCAAGUGGAAUAUAGGAUAUAUGCCAUUUUAAUGACACUUAAUAUUUCGAUGUGGCAACUUAAACCCAUGUCAUUUUAGGAUAAAGUGGAAAAGGAACAUUAAUCAAACUACUCGACUCUUUGACAGGCCAGGUUAAUCAGAAAACCAGCCAGACUUAACACAGGCUGACAGUCGUGUUAAAGGACAAAUGAUGCCUACUUGCUAGAUAGUAGAGAAGUGUCGUAGUAAAAUUAUGCCACGGAAACUUCCAUUUCGAGUGGUGCAUGUUUCUGGCCAAGAUGAUGGGUACAAGGCUAAAGAACUGAACACACAUAGUCCGUUGACCAGAGGAUGGCAAGCUGCAAAGUUCUGUCUGUACCCCCAGGACCUCAUUGUCCAACUUGAUGGUCGGUCACGUUUAAGGAAAAUACAAAUUUUAUCUCAUCAGUUUUUAGUGGCCACAAAGAUUGAGUUUUUGGUCGGGGAUGUCCCUGAAGAUAUGUCCCUGUCAGUUGACAAUGCCCGGUACACAAAGCUAGGGUAUGUCUCCCUGUCAGACAAUGAAAAGACGGCCUUUAAAUCCAGAGAACUAAAAUCUGUCCACGUUGAUGCUAUUGGCCAGUACCUGAAAAUACUCGUCCACAAAAACCACAUAAACAAACACAAUGUAUACAACCAGGUUGGGGUUAUAGCUGUGAAUAUAAUUGGUGAUAUUAUCACACGGCCGUCAGAUCUGAAUGAUAGGAGGAAACGAGACUAUUACUCAGACCCUGACAGGGCUAGAAAGUUGGAGUAUAUGGAUGAUGAUGAGAACCAACCUAGACCAGACUACAUCUCGCCACUUGAUGAUUUGGCGUUUGACAUGUAUCAGGACCCGGAGAUAGCCAGCAUUAUACGCAAAUUGGAAAAGAAAAAACAAGAGGCAGUUAUUCAGGAGAGGUUUGACUAUGCAAAGAAGCUGAAGACAGCUAUCCUGGAUCUACAGAAGGUUGGAGAAAAGCUAGGGAAGUAUGAGGUGGAGAAACGUCAAGCGGUUGAGAACGAGGAUUAUGAUAAAGCAAAACUCAAGAAAGUUCAGAUGGAGGAGUACCGCCUACAGAUUUACCAUGACCUCAACCUUGGAGAUCUAUUGGAAACUACAGGAUCGAGGCAUCCACAACAUGUAGACCUUGAACCUGUCAGAGAUCCAACACCGUCUCGUUUGAGUCACCUUUCACCUAGAACUCCACCUAGAACUCCACCCCCGAGGACACCUUAUGAUGAGCGACCCCUACCUGCAAUGAAAAAUAAAGGGGACACAACUCAACGGGAACAGAUUUCCUCUCCUCGAUCCCGGACACCGUACGAUGAACGCCAAUUACCUGUCAACAACUACACGAAGCGCUAUGUGAAGCCCACCCAGAUUGCCAAACAUUUCAUACCUCCCCCUGUGACAGAGGAAGAAGAACAAGUGGUAGAGACCGGGGGUGGGGGUAUCACUGGGGAACCAGAGCCAAUGUCGGAGAAAGAUUUACGUGAGGCUUCUGCAGCAGUGGACGUGUUUGGAGAGCCACUGGUUUCCAAAGCGUACAGUAAAACCUGGUCAUACCGUGAGGAUGCAUUGCUAGCAGUUUAUAAACAGAUGUCGGAGAUGUCAACAUCUGUGCCAAAGGAGGAGGUGAAAUCAGCAUUGAAGGGAGCCGUGUAUCUCUGUAAACGUGCCAUUAGAGACAAAGUUUAUGCUGUAUUUAAAGCAGGACUUCAUCUCCUAAAAAUGCUCCUCACAGAAUACUGCUCUAAACACAGGUUAGGCAAGUCUGAUAUUGUCCACACCGUGGAGUUGGUCAUGCCUGAGCUAUUCAACAAGUCGGCUGAUACGGCUGCAAGGAACCGAGAUGAUGCCAAGAAUUUCCUCAAAGACAUGGCAAAUUUUCCUGAAGUGCGACCAACCAAUGUUGUACCACAUGAAUGUCUCAAGCCAAUUAAGAUGACAUUAGCUCCCCGGCCGGCCCAGUCACGUGUGGAGAUCAUAGAGAUGUUGUACAAGAGUCUCGGAGUCAAGGGCAACACGGGGUUGACAAUAGACAACAUUAUGAACUUCUGUGUAGUAGCAUUGGGUCACACCUCGGGAGAGGUGAGGGACGUAUCCGAGCGGAUUAUCAGGACGCUGUACAAAGAAAAUCCAGGAGAGCGUCAGACAAUCAAAGAUCACUUACCCCAAGAUGAUGAGAGGACACGUAAAAACACAAUGUAUCGACAGUUGUUUGAAUAUUUUGACAAAGUUGAUGGCAAACCUAGCAAGUCUGACAUGAAGAGACAGAAGGUAGAGGAGGAGUCAAGGAAACAAGAGGAGAUAGAAGCUCUCCAGAACCAGCUACAACAAUUGCGCAGUAUGGCCGCAGGCAAACAGCCUGUGGAUGAGAAUGUGUUGAAAACAGAAUCCAAGAAACCAUCAAAGAAAGUAUUGAACAAGUCAAAACCCAAACCGAAGGAUGAUGACGACGCUUCUGUGUACAACAUGGACCAUAUCUGUAUAUUCUGUGAGGAACAAAACCCCAGCUUUACUGAGGACGGACUGGAUCUCCACUACUGGAAACACUGCCCUAUGCUGAAACGCUGUACAAACUGUAAACAGGUGGUAGAGAUUGCCAGCUAUACUGAUCACUUGCUGACAGAAUGUGAGGCGAAGGGAAACUACGCAAGGUGUCCUCAGUGUACAGAGGCCAUUCCAAAGUCAGAAUAUGCCCAGCAUAUAGCAGACAAAAGUUGUAAAGCUUCUGAACCAGACAAGAAUCACUGUCCUCUUUGUCACCAGAAUAUCUACGCUGGCGAGGACGGAUGGAAGAAACAUUUGAUGGGCAAAGAUGGAUGUAAACAAAACCCUCGCCGUCUACUGGCACUCAACAAACAGCCAGCCCAGGGUCAAUCAAAAGGUCGACCUGGAGUGAAAGGAGGAGUUGGAAGGGGCAGGAAACGGUAAAUUUUGCUGACAAGGGAAUGGUGGACUCCUCUGUCAGAGGAACGGUAGACUCUCCUGUCAGAGGAACGGUAGACUCCUCUGUCAGAGGAACGGUAGACUCUCCUGUCAGAGGAACGGUAGACUCCUCUGUCAGAGGAACGGUAGACUCCUCUGUCAGAGGAACGGUAGACUCCACUUAGAGGAGGUGCAGGAAUCAUCCUGGGGGAUCACUGAUAGUGUAACACUGGGAAUUUUACGUACAGGAACAUCAGCAGAAUCUCAGGUGGAUCUCUAAUGACAAGGACAUAGUGAAACAAACAGACAUAGUCACACAGGGACCACCAGAAAAUCUCUGUUUACUGCAAGGAGGGCAUUCAAAUGAGGAUUUGUAUGAAUAGUGGCAGGGAGAAAAAUGAAAUACAAAUACAAAUUAGAAAUUUCAUAUCUUUUUUUUUCUUUGUAUGGACUAUGUUUGGAUUUUAUGUUGAUCUGUAGACGUCUAGGUGUGAGGAUUCAUUAUGUACAAGGUACACAAGCCCCAGUAGUCGUUAUGAUCCAGAUGUAGAUCUGAACGUGUACACAAGCCCAUGUAGUCAUUUAAAAAAUGUUGGGUUAUAGAUCUGAAAGUUUGAAUUAUUUAUCUUUCCGAUCUCAUCUACAUUUUGUACUUUGUAUUAAGUGAAUUUGUAAGCCUACUAGUCUGUUUUUAUCUCAAAUGCUUUAAUGUUCUGUGAUAAUUUGUAUACAGUUGUAUAGAGUUGAAACUGGGACUGGGUGGGAUAUUGUCUUAUUUUUACGUUUAAGUGGGCGAGUGUACAGGGAAACUUGUAACAAAUAUUAACAGUUUGCCAGUAAAUCUGUUCUCAUCUCGUGCUAAGUUCAGUGACAUUGAUAGGUGUGGUUAACUGUCUCUGGAUACUUGUUGUCAUCAAUUUACCCUCGUUACAGAGACGAACAUUCAGCAUCAAAAACAUCUUUGUGUGACGAACAUUAAAUAUUCUUUCAUAUGUUCACUGUGUUCCUUAGAUUGUUUGUAUUUGUUCUGAAGUCAAUACUCAGUAUAAACUGCGUGGUCAGUUUAUCUACAGGUCCGAUAGCUAUGUAGCCUGAGGAAUAUUACACCCUGUGUUUGGUGUUAAUGUGUUGUAUCAGCUGGACUUGAGAUUUUCUAUUCCACCUUAAAGGCCACCUGUCUAUAUAAACUAGAUCCUAAUGUAACACAAUUCUUUGCUUUGUACAUUUGCAUAUGGACCUGUUUAUAAAGGUCACCUGUUUUAGAUCGUAAUGAAACACAAUUCUUUGUACAUUUGCAUAUGAACCUGUCUAAAAAGGCCACUGUCUAUAAAAAACACCUGUUUUAGAUCCAAAUGUACCACAAUUCUUUAUAUAUUUGCAUAUGAACCUGUCUAUAAAGGUCACCUGUCUUAUAAGGCAUAUGAACCUCUAUAUAUUGGCGACCUGAUUAGAAAGGCCACUUUCCCUGCCACUUUAGUGAACUUUAUAGACAAGUUUGAUUCUAAUGUUGGACCAAAGGUCUGAUAUGUGUCUGUUUUUGAUUUUCAUGGCCUAUUGUACAGUUUGAAAGCAUUCAUGAUUCAGACACCAGUGUUAUGAUUCAGAGAUGGAGUACAUGUAUAUCAGUGUUAUAUGCACUGUUACAGCAACCAAAUAACAUUUUACCAUGCAUUUACUGUAAGUAGUUUUUAGAGAAAAAACACAUGCUAGAAAAAAAACUGUAUAACGAGUCAAUAUCACUUUUUUUUUUAUUAUUAGUUUUAUAGCAAAUUCUACAAAAGAUAUGCAAUACACUGUAGCUUGAAAUAUUGACCAGAUGUACUGUAUGUGUACCUGGUAUGUACCUAGCUGACAUGUACAGUAUGGCAAUGGCCCAGUUUGUUAUCAUUGUACAUUGAAGACAUUAUUUUGUAAAUCACACAGUACACAACAUUCUUGAAACUGUCCAACGUCAAUAUAGCAGUAGGAUAUUUAAAAAGCAUCAGUCUUAUUGAGGAAUGACUUUAUUUUAAAACAUUUUGUUUUAAUUACCGGUAUGUAAUUUGAUAUAUACAAAAAAAAAAAAGUAUUUAUGUUAGAUGUAAUUGCUUUUGAUAGUUUGAAUUUUGUUUACAAUUUGUGUAUGUUUAUGGUAUACAAGUCAUGUACCUGGAGAUAAGAAAUCACGUAAGUUAUAUACACAACAUGUGUUAUUAAUAGGAACUUUAGUGUCCAGGAAGUACAUGGAAUGGUCUUUGUAAUACAAGUUAUAAUGUGUAGGAUUUGGUACUCGUAAGACACAGAGAGCAUAUAGAAACACCACAGAUUCACAACAUAUGCUGCUAGAGCAGCGGAACAGCUUUCUUAAUCAGAUACAAUUUACUCUAAACAAAGUACGCCUAUGUGACUAGAUUUAACGUAGCCAUCUUGCCUCAUCCGUCCAUAUUAUUCUCUUGAUUCGUAGAAAUUUUUAAUUUAGUUCCAAAUAGCCUACUGGCAUAUCUCAUAUGUUAUACAUGUGUUAUAGAUCUCUACAAUGUUAUGUGUAGUCCUGUCCAUGGUAACUGUUUCUGUCCAUAGUAACUGUUUCUGUCCAUGGUAACUGUUUCUGUCCAUGGUAACUGUUUCUGUCCAUGGUAACUGUUUCUGUCCAUGGUAACUGUUUCUGUCCAUAGUAACUGUUUCUGUCCAUGGUAACUGUUUCUGUCCAUGGUAACUGUUUCUGUCCAUGGUAACUAUUUCUGUCCAUAGUAACUGUUUCUGUCCAUAAUAACUGUUUCUGUCCAUGGUAACUGUUUCUGUCCAUAGUAACUGUUUCUGUCCAUGGUAACUGUUUUUCUUCCAGUGUUAUAGGAAUGAAAUGUCUAGCAGGAUAAGGAGAUAGAAACAAAAGUCAGUAAAUCGUUUAGAGGGAAGAUAUACUCUGUUUUGUAAUUGAAAUGAAUAGAAUACAAGGGUAUAUUUUUUUAUGAAACAAGUUUUUAUCAAAUCAAAAGAGAAAACUCUGUUUCACAAAUCAGAUAUCAAGUUUGCCUAUAUUUGGGAGUAAACAAGAUAACAUACCCAAUACCUGGAUGUCAUCACCUGUCUGAUGUAUGUCCACAGUAACAGUAAAAUGAACGGCCUCAUUUUCAGAGAAGUCACAUGACAUUCUUGGUGCUAUACUUGUCUGGCUAACUCUGACCAAUAGGCAGGGAGUGGAAAUGCUUGUAUAGCUGGAACAACAGCUGGAAGGCAGGACAAGAUUCAUACUGCAAAAAACUACUGAAUUGCAGAGAGUUAUGAUACCUUUAAAAAUUAAGUGAAUGAUAUAUUAUGAUCGUCCAUGUAAACAUAUUAGUAAUGUUCUGAUGUCAAUAUUGUUACCUUAUGCACUUGGAAAAACACUCAAUGACAAAUGAAAUAUGCACAAGUGUACCACAUAGUAAUGGUAGGUCACAAUUCAAGCUGGAGUCGGAUGUCUUUAUCAGAUUCAGUCCAAUGGCCAUCCACAGAUUUAAUUUGAUAUAAGUCUUCAUUAUAAUAAUUAUCUAGACAAUAGUACUACAAGUCGGUAAAAUGGACAAAACUUAUACAGAAAACUAUAAGUUUGUGGUGCUAGAGGUAAAACAAUGACAGUUUUCCAUCAUCAGUAUUCAUCAGUAAUUAGCUCCUCCACAGUUGAGGCCCCUAUAUGUUGAGAGUAAGCUCCUCCACAGUUGAAGCCCCUAUAUAUUGAGAGUAAGCUCCUCCACAGUUGCGGCCCCUAUAUAUUGAGAGUAAGCUCCUCCACAGUUGAGGCCCCUAUAUAUUGAGAGUAAGCUCCUCCACAGUUGAGGCCCCUAUAUGUUGAGAGUAAGCUCCUCCACAGUUGCGGCCCCUAUAUGUUGAGAGUAAGCUCCUCCACAGUUGAGGCCCCUAUAUGUUGAGAGUAAGCUCCUCCACAGUUGAGGCCCCUAUAUGUUGAGAGUAAGCUCCUCCACAGUUGAGGCCCCUAUAUGUUGAGAGUAAGCUCCUCCACAGUUGAGACCCCUAUAUGUUUAGAGUAAGCUCCUCCACAGUUGAGGCCCCUAUAUGUUGAGAGUAAGCUCCUCCACAGUUGAGGCCCCUAUAUGUUGAGAGUAAGCUCCUCCACAGUUGAGACCCCUAUAUGUUGAGAGUAAGCUCCUCCACAGUUGAGGCCCCUAUAUGUUGAGUAAGCUCCUCCACAGUUGAGGCCCCUAUAUGUUGAGUAAGCUCCUCCACAGUUGAGGCCCCUAUAUGUUGAGAGUAAGCUCCUCCACAGUUGAGGCCCCUAUAUGUUGAGAGUAAGCUCCUCCACAGUUGAAGCCCCUAUAUGUUGAGUAAGCUCCUCCACAGUUGAGGCCCCUAUAUGUUGAGUAAGCUCCUCCACAGUUGAGGCCCCUAUAUGUUGAGUAAGCUCCUCCACAGUUGAGGCCCCUAUAUGUUGAGAGUAAGCUCCUCCACAGUUGAGGCCCCUAUAUGUUGAGAGUAAGCUCCUCCACAGUUGAAGCCCCUAUAUGUUGAGAGUAAGCUCCUCCACAGUUGAGGCCCCUAUAUAUUGAGAGUAAGCUCCUCAACAGUUAAAGCCAAUAUAUAUUUAGAGUACCAAAGCUCGGAUUCUAGUUUUUCCCUGGUUACUUUCAUUUUUAAAAAGAAGGGAUUUAGUAGGUUUUAAUCCUUCAUGCUGGUAACUGUCUGAAGCCCAGUUUCUGCAUGUCAGUACGGACAUUCCUGGUCUAAUGUCCUCUAAAGCAUAUUACCAGGGUCUCACUUAACAAUGAGGCAGGAUGUUAAGAUUAUAGUGCUAUCAUGAAAAUUGCAGCAAAAUGAAAUUAUUAGCAGAUAAAUAUAUGUAUAUGUAUAGUAGAUAAUUUGUUCCUGAAAUAAAAUAGUGUACCACAUUCCCUUUUCAUCAUUUAUCAUAAACAUUCUUCAAAUAUAAAGUUGGAAUAUAUUGUUUUCAUAACUAUUUAAUAUAAUUAUACUUUUUUAUUUUCAUAUACAUUACAGAUGUAUUGUACUCAAUGUGAUUUACUAGAUACAUUCCAAUUGCUUAAUAAAGUAUGUAUGCAGUGUCGGAAAUGUGGAGUACUGGUAAAUUUGAUUUCCCACUAGAUCUGGUGAUCUUUGUUAAAAGUUCUGUGAGAUGGUUGUUUAACACAGCUCAGAUAUCAUUCCCUCCCAACACUUGUGAGAUAUAACACCAAUAAAUUAUUGAUACCAUUAUUUAA
Messenger RNA from Pecten maximus, 8162 nucleotides. Its product is annotated as centrosomal protein of 104 kDa-like. The transcript is spliced from 28 exons. The record is from RefSeq and is a predicted model, not a curated record. NCBI's taxonomy places the organism in Eukaryota, Metazoa, Mollusca, Bivalvia, Pectinida, Pectinidae. Gene Ontology annotation, cellular component: cilium. The coding region runs from base 271 to 2976 and encodes 901 amino acids.